AGCUCGUCUCCCCUCCACAUCUCAACGGCAGCUUCGCCGAGCUGCAAACCCCAAACCCGUGACCGCCGCACACAAGCAAGUGCGCAAAGAUGCCAAGAGAAAUCAUAACCAUCCAGGCCGGCCAGUGCGGCAACAGCAUCGGCAGUCAGUUCUGGCAACAGCUGUGCCAGGAGCACGGUAUCAACGAGAAUGGCAAUCUCGAGGACUUUGCGACAGAGGGCGGCGACCGCAAGGACGUCUUCUUCUAUCAAAGUGACGAUACGCGAUAUAUCCCACGGGCCAUCUUGAUCGACCUCGAGCCUCGCGUCAUCAACGGCAUCCAAAGCAGCCAGUACAAGAACAUCUACAACCCAGAAAACUUCUACAUUGGAAAGAGCGGCAUAGGAGCCGGAAACAACUGGGGUGAUGGCUACCAGACUGGCGAGGCUGUGCACGAGGAGAUCAUGGACAUGAUAGACAGAGAGGCGGAUGGCAGUGACUCCCUAGAGGGCUUCAUGCUUCUCCACUCCAUCGCAGGUGGUACUGGUUCAGGUCUGGGUUCGUUUCUCCUUGAGCGGAUGAAUGAUCGCUUCCCCAAGAAGAUUAUUCAGACGUAUUCGGUCUUUCCCGACACCACAAACUCUGGUGACAUCGUGGUCCACCCUUACAACAGUCUUCUCUCCAUGCGGCGGCUCACGCAGAAUGCCGACUCGGUAGUUGUUCUUGACAACGGAGCCCUCAAUCACAUUGCAGCCGACAGGCUACAUAUACAGGAACCAUCAUUCUCGCAGACGAACCAGCUGGUCUCCACGGUCAUGUCGGCAAGCACGACUACAUUGCGGUAUCCCGGUUACAUGCACAAUGAUCUCGUCAGCAUCUUGGCUUCGCUGAUUCCCACGCCGCGGUGCCAUUUCCUGAUGACCGCUUACACGCCUUUCACGGGCGAUCAGGUUGAGCAGGCAAAGACGGUGCGCAAGACGACGGUGCUCGAUGUGAUGCGACGUCUUUUGCAGCCCAAGAACCGAAUGGUGUCUACACAGCCUGGCAAGAAGAGUUGCUACAUCUCAAUUCUCAAUGUCAUCCAAGGCGAAGUGGAUCCUACGGAUGUGCACAAGAGUCUUCUGCGCAUCCGAGAACGGCGACUCGCGACCUUCAUCCCGUGGGGUCCAGCGAGCAUUCAGGUCGCCCUGACAAAACGCAGCCCCUAUGUCCCCAUGAGCCAUCGUGUCAGCGGGCUUAUGCUGGCCAACCACACUAGCAUUGCCACACUCUUCAAACGUAUCGUCCGACAGUAUGAUGGCAUGCGGAAGCGCAACGCCUUCAUGGAGAUUUACAAGAAGACUAACCCGUUCUCGGAGAACUUGCAUGAGUUUGACGAGGCGAGAGAAGUCGUUGGAGACCUCAUUGCUGAGUAUGAAGCAGCAGAGGAUGCCAACUAUCUGAACCCAGAUGAGGGUGACAAGGCAACGUCGGCGGAAACCGACAAACGUGUUGCCUGAGCACAUAGAUUGAUCGGCUCUCACGAUUUUAUGAUUGAUUUUGCUCCAUGGGGAGCAUCAUGGCGGGCAAACUCGCAGGCGUUAGGUGUCGUCUGUUUCUCAUAGUGGCAUUAAGCCUUGAUCUUUGUAAAGAUACCUGAAUGACAAAGAGCAUGCCAGCUCC
Molecule: messenger RNA, 1641 nt
Organism: Microdochium trichocladiopsis
Lineage: Eukaryota; Fungi; Ascomycota; Sordariomycetes; Xylariales; Microdochiaceae
Product: tubulin/FtsZ family protein
Exons: 5
Coding region: 90-1478 (462 amino acids)
Biological process (GO): meiotic spindle organization; mitotic cell cycle; mitotic sister chromatid segregation
Cellular component (GO): centrosome; gamma-tubulin complex; nucleus
Molecular function (GO): GTP binding; structural constituent of cytoskeleton
Source: RefSeq, a predicted model, not a curated record